GGAGUUACAACAUCACAGUUCUUGGUCGCUCUACCUGGAUAUAUUGUACCUUCUUACUUCUCAGCCCAUGCGAUAGAAUUUCCACAGAGACCUACAACCCCUCUACCGCGCGACCACCGCAACCAUGCUCUUCUUCAGCUUCUUCAAGACCCUCACGAACCAGACUGUCAUUAUCGAGCUCAAAAACGAUAUUCGCAUUCGGGGAACUCUGAAAUCGGUCGAUCAGUACCUCAACAUCAAGCUGGACGAUGUCGACGUCCUAGACCUGGACAAAUAUCCCCAUCUUUCGUCGGUCAAGAACAUGUUCAUUCGAGGCAGUGUGGUGCGCUACGUGGUGCUUCCCCGGUCGGAGGUCGACGUUGGUCUUUUAGAGGAUGCUACGAGGAGAGAAGCUGCAAACCAGGCCGGAAAGGCUCGAUGAUUUUUCCACGAUCGAAACCACCUAAUUUUUUUUUUCUUUGUUCAAUAACGAUGCGAUGUUGCGACUGCGUAUGCGGAACGAACCGAAUUUCUUGUCUUGUACUGAUGAUCCAUCCGGAACCCAGCUUGGAGGAAAAUCCAGGUCGUGGAGGAGAGAAAUGGGCUGUUACAAUUUGGGGUCAGGAAUCGGAGGAGUCGGGCGCUGCGACCGGGAGGGUUUUCUCUGCCCCGGAUUCACCAUAAAUGUGGGAUAAAUUCCCUCCGAAUAUGGCCAUUCGAUUUAGAGAUGCGGUUAUAAGCAGUACGCUUGAUCUGAACGUGUCUUGAUCCUCCAUAGCAAAGACGAACGGAUUGAAUUCCUCGAAUUUAGUAUUUCCCUCUAC
Aspergillus melleus is the source of this 803-nucleotide messenger RNA. RefSeq names its product Sm-like protein LSM2 (gene LSM2). The transcript has 4 exons. NCBI's taxonomy places the organism in Eukaryota, Fungi, Ascomycota, Eurotiomycetes, Eurotiales, Aspergillaceae. Gene Ontology annotation, molecular function: RNA binding. Gene Ontology annotation, biological process: mRNA splicing, via spliceosome. Bases 125 to 421 code for a protein of 98 amino acids. The record is from RefSeq and is a predicted model, not a curated record. Gene Ontology annotation, cellular component: precatalytic spliceosome; Lsm1-7-Pat1 complex; catalytic step 2 spliceosome.